Messenger RNA from Fulvia fulva, 1725 nucleotides. RefSeq lists its product as uncharacterized. The record is from RefSeq and is a predicted model, not a curated record. Lineage: Eukaryota; Fungi; Ascomycota; Dothideomycetes; Mycosphaerellales; Mycosphaerellaceae. Bases 1 to 1725 code for a protein of 574 amino acids. The transcript has a single exon.
AUGGACUUCAAGAAACUCAACCAGCAGCGUGUCACCAAGACUUCCACCAUUCCGACUACCCCUUACUCACAACCGCAACGGGUGACGGACUACCAGAAGGAAAAGAUCCUUAAUUCCAUCAACCAGCUCAACGACAAGAUCGCGGAUGCACAGGAGACAGCCACUCGUCUCGAGCGCGAGAUGCCAAAGGCGCGCAAGGAACUCGAGCUGGCUCAGGCAGGUGUCGCCAAAGCAGCCACGAGCUACACUCGUGGUCGCCUCACUCGCGCUCGAGAGAAGCUAUCCGACAAGGAGCUUGCCAUCAAGGGCACAGCAGCCAGCAUCCAAGCAUGGGAAGACCAAAUCGCGCAGAAGAAGAAGAUUCUGGUCGACGACGGGAAGCUCAGCGGCUCGAGAAGCGGUGCUGCCACCCCAGUACCUGUGCAGCGGGUUGAACGCAAGGCAUCUGCCACGCCGAUGCUCAAGAAGGCACCACCCAAGAUCACGAAGCGCACGGUCAAGGUGCCACUUGGUCCUUCCAUGAAAGAGAAGGCUGAGCGUCAGGCGGAGGAGAUCGUGCGGCGACGAGCUGUACGCGAGCGUGAGAUACAGGAGAGGAGGGAUGCCGCCGCCAUGGAGGCCGCUGCGCAGCCGCAGGGUCAACAAGAAGUGGUCGAGACCGCCCCGGUCGCGCAGAUGAUAAGCGACCCAAAGGAUUCACCUUCCUGCAGUAAGCGCAAGCGCGCUGGCGACGAGGGUCACGCUCAGCAAAAGAAGCCCAAGCUCGACAGCAACGAGUCGGAGGGCAGCGAGGUCUCGAAGGGUAGCGAGACGUCGCAGCCAGCCAAAGCCAGACCGGCAGUGCCUGACAACGCCACCACCGAGUCGAUGAGGGCGAAGGGAAAGCUGUACGUCUACCACCCGAAGCGACGUACCUUCGACUACUACACAAUCGGCGAGAACGACACCAUCGUCGGCCUUGCUCAGACUCGACGCCCGAGUGGUUUUAGGUCGGGUGCUGGCUCUGCAGCACCGAUCGCGGAUCCUAUUACUCCGACCCGUGAGCGUGAUGGUGAGACUGACUAUCAGCUCCAUGGCUUGGUCAAUACCAAGCUCUCUUGCUUCUCAAAUGGAGCUCUGCAGAUGCUGGGUGCCGCCUUGACGCACGAGCAGAUCGAGCAGCUAAGAGGUGACGGCGACCUAGCUACGUUCGGUCUCAAGCACGAUGACUUCCUGAUGCUCAAGACUGAUGCGGACGGUAAGAUGAGGAAGUCUGACCGAGACAACCUCGAGUCGCUCAGGAGCAGGAUCAGCAUCCAUGCUGCCAAGAACGGAGAGAUCCCAAUAGCACCAUAUCUUGGCCAGGUAUUGCUGGACAUGAGAGAGGGCAUCUUUCACAAGUCCAAGAUGCCAAAGGAUAAGCACGUCGCCAAUGCCUGUCUUAUGCAGCAGGUAUUCGCGUACGGUGCUGAAGGUGGUGCCCGAUCGAUGUAUGAUGGCGACUGUCAGCAGGAUGCUCGCCUCUACAUGGGCGCUCUCAUCGAUUCUGUGGGCGAAGAGCACAAGUUCCUUGGUGAGAUUUUCCAGUCGACCGCAUCGGUAGUGCUUGAGCGCAGUAAGUGUUCACAUAAGAGCGAGCACCUCGAGACGGGUAUGUCCUGCGAUGCGUCCUCCGACAUCCCGGGCGAUCUUCAAGCCGCGGCCACUACGAUGUGGUCCGCGAGCACAAUGGAAAGUGGUUCGUGA